Caenorhabditis briggsae is the source of this 120-nucleotide messenger RNA. The coding region runs from base 1 to 120 and encodes 39 amino acids. The transcript has a single exon. The record is from RefSeq and is a predicted model, not a curated record. NCBI's taxonomy places the organism in Eukaryota, Metazoa, Nematoda, Chromadorea, Rhabditida, Rhabditidae.
AUGGAAAAAUCAAAAAAAGAGUGGGUUGAUAGGAAGAAAAAUUAUGUACGAGUUAGGUAUCAGAAUUCGUUUAGUAUGACCAUAACAUCAACAGAAUUUUGGAGUUUUUCUAUGUCAUAG